Salvelinus sp. IW2-2015 is the source of this 1913-nucleotide messenger RNA. Lineage: Eukaryota; Metazoa; Chordata; Actinopteri; Salmoniformes; Salmonidae. The record is from RefSeq and is a predicted model, not a curated record.
UGCAUGUAGCUUAGCUAACUGUCUCUCAAACACACUGCCUUGCGCAUAAACUCUCACACACCGUCAAUCUCUCUUGUGAUAUCCAGCUUUCUGUUGUCACUUUCUGUUGUUAAAUCCAGCAGCCUUCUGUGGUCUGUGUUGAGCUGACCUGGUUGUACGGGCUUGUUACCCUCUUCAAUUUUCUACAGACUGAUCUGUGAAUGCAUCCCCUGGCCUGUGGCAGUGGCUAGCUCUUCUUAUAGAUGCUGCAACCCUCCUGUAGUAUAUGUUAGUAGACAGACCUUUAAUGUUCUCUAUACAAACUUGCAUUAUGUACUGUAUCUACACUACUGUAUGUUCCUCAGAGAUGGACCCAUGUUUUUAGGUGGCUUCUGUCUUGGUGAUUUUAGGGCURUACCUCUCUCCCUCUCUCAAGUGUCUUGUUUCAUAUCGGUGCAUAUCGUCUCAACAUUAUGACAACACAGCGACUCCAGUCAGUGCGCAACCGGCUGAGGGAGAUUGUGGGAGCGUCCACUAACUGGAGCGACCACCAGCAGGCGUUAGCUGACCGUUUGUCGUUGUCCAAUCAGCUGGCUGGUUCUCAAGAUGAGCUUCCUGUCCGCAGGAUGAAGGACAGCUACAUAGAGGUCCACCUUCCCCUGGGCACAGACCCUACCCUUAGAGAGAAAUACCUUAACUACCACAAAGGUGUCAGGUUUGGCCGUAUCCUGGAGGAUCUGGACAGUCUAGCAGUGUUGAUCUGUUACUCUCACACCCAUAACAAGGCACUUCAGAGAUCUCCUCUGUCCAUCGUCACUGCCCUGGUGGACAAGAUAGACAUGAGGAAACAAAUCAUCCACCCUGACUGUGACAUCAAGUUCACUGGUCACGUGACCUGGGUGGGGAAGACCUCCAUUGAAGCCAAGAUGCACAUGUCUCAGUACCAUGAUGGGGCCUACACUCCAGUUCUGGAUGCUACGUUUGUUAUGGUGGCCAGAGACCCUGAGAACAAGAGGGCGGCGUUUGUUAACCCUCUGAAACCAGAGGGGCCUGAGGAGGAGGAACUGUUUCAACAGGGAGAGAUCAAUAAGACGCGUCGUAUAGAGCUGAGUACAGCGUCUCUACUGAAGGUGGCCCCUACUGCUGAGGAGAGGAAGAUCGUACACAGCCUGUUCCUCAACACCCUGGACACCAAGACAGUGAGUUUCCGCAGCAGAGUUCUGCCUCCUAACUCCGUAUGGAUGGAGGACGCCAAAGUCAAAGGAUUGGAGAUCUGCCAUCCACAGGAGAGGAAUAUCUUUAACAGGAUCUUUGGAGGGUUUCUGAUGAGGAAAGCUUACGAGCUGGGCUGGGCUAACGCAUGCGCCUACGGGGGGUGUCGGCCUAACCUGGUUGCCGUGGACGAUAUCCUCUUCCAGAAGCCUGUAGAGAUUGGCUCCCUAUUACUGCUCUCAUCACAGGUGUGUUACACAGAGGGGAACUACAUCCAGGUCAGAGUUCAUACAGAGGUCCUUGACCCCUUGACCCGGCAUCACAACACCACUAACGUCUUCCACUUCACCUUCGUCACAGACAAAGACGUCCCCAACAUAGUACCGCAGAGCUACGGAGAGUCCAUGUUGUACCUGGAUGGGAAGAGACACUUUAACCAGACCCUGGAGUCUCAGUGAGACAAGAUGAACCCUGACCCAACACAACAACUGCCUGCCAAAGCCCUAGUGUCCAGCCACCCCAACCGCCAUCCUUACUGUACGCUGUGUGUGUGUGUGUGUGUGUGUGUGUGUCUAUUUGCAUGAACAAUAUGUCUUAAUUUGUUUCUCACUAUGUACUAUAUACACUUAGUGACAGUUUAUUACGUACACCCAUCUAGUACCGGGUCGGACCCCCCUUUGCCUCCAGAACAGCCUGAAUUCUUCAGGGAAUGGAAACGUUGC